Messenger RNA from Lineus longissimus, 7354 nucleotides. RefSeq names its product protein FAM13B-like. The record is from RefSeq and is a predicted model, not a curated record. NCBI's taxonomy places the organism in Eukaryota, Metazoa, Nemertea, Pilidiophora, Heteronemertea, Lineidae. The transcript has 28 exons. The coding region runs from base 204 to 3497 and encodes 1097 amino acids. Gene Ontology annotation, biological process: signal transduction.
UUCCUUCUCCUGUACUUCUCGCUGAUUGUGGUGUUGGUAUUGCAUACAUGACCGUGUAAAUGUAGCCAAAGCAGCAGUGAUAGGCACCGGUUCAGAUAUCUUCACAUUUGGCAGAGGGGAAAGAGUUGUGUUUUUUCAAGAGAGUCAACCAGGUGUGAUGACUUAGAUCAGUCUUUCCCAAUCCAACCAUGUGACUGGUCAGCAUGAAAUAUAAAACAAUGGCUGAAGAAAUGAGAAAACCUCAUCGUAGUUUCUCUCAGGGUGAUGCAGAAUCCGACGUCCCUGGUGAGAUGGAUAAAAUGAAAAAGAUCCUGAGGUCUCCUCAUGCAAAUCGCAAACAUGAGAAAACGUUUGGUGUGCCACUUCUUGAGCUCCUUCGUAGGCUACCAGAUAGAGGCUCGAUACCCCUAAUGGUGCAGAAAGUCUGUAACUUCAUUAUUGACCAAGGUAUGAAUUGUGAGGGAAUAUUUCGAGUCAAUGGAAAUGCCAAGUAUGUGGAGAAACUGAAGGAUUCAUUUGAUCGGACUGGUGAUGCCAAUCUUGAAGAUGUUGACGAUGUUUAUGCUGUCGCUGGAAUCCUCAAACUCUUCCUGAGAGAGUUGCCUGAAGGAGUCAUCUCCGCGAAGACCACGAAAAAAUUUAUUGAAAUACAAGACGUCUAUAUGAGAGACUCCACCACAUGUCUUAAGAAACUCAAGGUGCUAAUCCAACAACUCCCUGAUGAAAAUCAAAACCUUUUGAAAUACUUAUGCAAGUUCCUGGUGCUGGUCUCAUCGCGGGAGGUCUCCAAUAAGAUGAGCCCUAUAGCAUUAGGGAUUGUGUUCGGGCCAAACCUCUUCAGAUGUAGUGAAGGUCUUGAUGGACUUCGAGAGCAGGGUAUCACCAACCAGAUCUCGUGUAAAUUCAUUGUGGAAUAUGACACCUUGUUCAAGUUUGAAAAUGAACUGUCUCCAUAUAGUGCUCGUACAGUUGAGGAUAUCAAUGCACUGAUGAAUGGAAAACCAAUCUCCCCUAGGCAGGCUCAAGAAAAUAAAAAACGGACACCGCCAGCUAGACCACCACCUCCUAAGUUUGUUGAUCAGGAGGUUACUCCUGUACCCUCCCCAAGAAGACACCGUAAACCUGAGCGUGAAAUUCUGCGAGACGUGGAUACGAUAAGCGAUGAUUCGUGUGACUCGCAUGGUGCUACACCCAGGGGGCGCCCUACUCAAAGCCCUCGAUUCAGUGAUGACGAAGUGAGUCGGUCGUCCUCACCUUUCCUGCUCAGUGUCGACAGCGAUGGAGGAGAAAGCAUGGCACCAUCACCUCGAAUCUCAGCCUCUUCACACGAGUUAGUUGACCGAGUGAUACGUGCGACCAUCUCGGAGCGUAUUUUUGGCGAGGCAGUAUCAAGUGAGGAAGAUGCCAAGUCAGAUCCUGGAGUAGGUGGUCCAGUCCCUGCCCCGAGGAGGAAGAGGAACAAAGAUAGAAAAUCACAUACAGACUCACCAAGUUCCACCUUGUACAAAGGUGUGAGCACCCUGUCUGUUCCUGAUGUGUAUGGCAAGCUACAAUCGUACCAUGAUCAAGACGAACCUGACAAUAUGAGUGACGUGUCAAUCACAGUGCCGUCUUCCUAUGGAGACUCGGACAGUCAGAAUGAACGGAACAGUGACAGUACUGUCUCAACGCCAGCAUCAACACCAGUGCCAAAACCAAGGAGUCCGAAACGCAAACAAGUGAAGAAAAACUCUGAAAGGGAUACGCAAGAUUCUUCAACAAAUAACCAUAUUCACAAUGAAUCAGACUUUGAUUGUGUGACAAGGACCCCAUUAUUGACAGGGUUCAAAAGGGACUCUGGACCCAAGAAUCGUCGUUCACCAUCAAAGACCCAGAGUAUAGCUAUUGAGCCCAAGAGUGGUUGGGUGAAUGGUGGCUUGCCUAGUCCCUCCACGAGUGACAAAUAUAAAACAUAUCCUCCUCGCGCUGUGCGCGAUGACGAACUUGCUGUGAACGUUGAUGAGGUUGAGUCCCAUAAUCAGUUAUACGCCAUAAACAAUGUCGAUAGUGAUGCAGAUUCAAAAAACCACCUACAGUUCUUGGAUAUGUGCCAAAACGGACCGAGUAGUAAAUCUCCUGAUAUCUCACCAAGUGGAGGUAGGAAACCAUACAUACCACCGUUGGAUUUGUCUAUUCUGCACGAACAUGGCGAUGGUGCUGAGCCAAUCCGAGCAGAGGAGGGUCCCUGUCCAGCUUUCCUCAAAGGCCGAGAUUUUAGUGAGGAAGAGGUGCUGCUCUCACCCAGGGCAGUCAGGAUGAAAAAGAAAAAUGGGUGGACCGCCGAGACAUCCCCGAGUUCUUUCAAAUCGUGCGAGUACAUGAGUGCUGAUCCUGAUACUGAUAUGCCACCUUCGCCUCCCAUCGGCCAGACGCCAGUAUCUGCUAGUAGCGUCAAACAAGAAGAAGAGUACACUACCACCGUGAAACGUCUCACCAAGAAAAUACAAACAUUGAAGAAGAAGAUAAAGCAAUAUGAGGAGGGUUUUGAAGAGAAGAAUGGCUAUCGGCCUUCGCAGUCUGUGAAAGCAUCCGAUCCCGCCAUGAAGACAGUCAUUGGUGAACUUUCGAAAGCCAGGAAGGAACUAAAACAUCUUAAUAACAGAGAAUUUGAAGGCACAAAGGAUGACUAUCGAGGGAGUAUGGAGCAUUUAUCAGAACCGUGCACCAGCUCACGACGAUCAUCUGAGGAGGAGGAUCAGGAGACACCAGACAUGCAUUACACUCUUGAGGUCAUCAAUCGCAGGUUGAGGGAGAAGCGUCUCGAUGCUGGGCGACCACAUGACUUAGGGGAUAUGGACAGUGCUCAAGUGCAGGAGGAAAAGCUUGCCAUACAGAAGGCCCUCUUGUACUUUGAAAGUCUUCAUGGACGACCGUCCUCAAAAGACGAAAAGGAAUUGAUGCGUCCCCUAUAUGACAGAUACCGAAAUAUAAAGAGGAUUAUAUCCAGCCCAAAGGUGUCAUCGGACAAGUCUCGGGAACUGCAACCUCUGCCUGAAGGCCAGGCUGUAGAAUUCUCUCCUUCUUCCAAUCAAUCAACAAACAGGCUCUCUAUCAAGAUCCCUACGGCCGACGUCGACGAUGAUGAGAUGGCCUUUGACUUCUUAGUGACGCGAGAUCUCCAUAUCACCCCCGGUAACUUUGAGAAUGGCACUGGGAGUUUGGACCGCAGACUCUCAUACCCAGGCCGGUUAAAAAACAUACAAUCUGAAGCUGGACUCCAUGAAAUGGAUACUUCUGAAUUACGUGACGAGUUAUCAAAGGCACGAGCAGAUAAACGUAGACUAAGACGGGUGCUGAAGGAAUUCGAAGAUGAAUUCUUUGAUUCGACGGGUAGGAAAGUUCAGAAGGAGGACCGAGCUCCCAAGGAAGCAGAAUAUAUGGCUUAUAAGCAAGUGAAAGCAAAGUUACGUCUGCUGGACGCUUUGAUAUCAAAACGUGACCCAGCGUCAUCGUUAUGACAGCCUUGGAUGGAUUUAAUAGACGUGUAAAUAUGGAUGUAAUUUAUUAAGGAACCAGAGAAUAAAGAAUAUAUGUGGACAGUAUAUGAGAUAGACUAUGACAACCUGUCCAGUUCACCCGAUUUUGGUAAAUAUCUCUCAUUUAUGAGUGAUUCUUCUCGGAUAGAGAGGGAUGGGGAUUUGAUAGACCCCCACUUUCUACUUGUAAUGAUGGUCAGGUCACAAGAGAUCUGUCUUCUCUUAUCAGAAUGGGGUGAAUUGGGGUAUUGCUGCCUAUGACAUUUUGUUGUCCUUUAAAAUGCUAUAUUAUAUUUUAACAUGGUUUGUGGAACAGUCACAACAUUCCACUGUGUGUGGUGAAGUCAUGACUGCAUGUUGUGUGUCUGUUCUGUAGAUUAAAAGCAAUUGGUUAUCACAGCUUAGAGCUGUGCAUUCAAAAUUAUCGAGUUUUCAUGAGACUUUUUCAUUCUUCAUCCUCCUGCUCUGGGUAGAGCUCAGGUCAGAGUCUUCAGGUGAUCCCCUUCAGUUGUAAAUACAUAAUCGUAAUGCCGAAAAAUGAAAAUGCGUUUCGAACGCACCAGACUUAUGUUUGAUCAGUUGAAAACCUUAUCUCAUGAAACCUUGUUUUGCAUAAACUUCUGAAACCAUCAUUAAGUGGUACUUUCUGUUUUCAUGGUUGUCUAAGUAACAGAGCUCCUCCCUCCUUCUCUUGUGCCAUUAUCUCUCAUUUCCAUAUGUGACAUUACUUAUUCAAGUUCCGUAAAAAUUGGCCAGUGAUUGAUGAAGUUAAAUCGAAUCAGUGAGUUGUUGAACAUUAGCUAUUACCUUUUUUACUUUUCUAACAAAUUAUCUUGUAUCACAAAAAAUCAUAUCAGAAUCAAUUACAAUGAAUUGUUAAUUUGUUAUUAUUGACACUGAUGUUAAUCAAAUAGUUAAGAUAUUAAGGUAAGAGUUACUUUUAAUAAGCCGUCCCUGUUCCUUGGUUGAAGAGAGAAGUGAAUGCAACCAGAUGUAACGUUUUGAUUUGUUAGGACUUUCCAUGUAUUAGUGCGACACUAUGUCAGUUUCAUUACCAAAAUUACAAAAUCAUUAUUUUGCCCAAAAUGUAAUAACUUUAUACUUAGAUGAAUUCCGAAUUGGUGAAUUGCGGUAAUAUUGCCAAAUUUUAUGAUUUGAGAUGUUUUCUUUGGGUUUUUGGCCUCACUCCUUGCAUGGCCCUAAUGAAUACUCAACGGUAAAGCUCACAUGCUUAGGUCUGUUCCGACACAUCUUUCAAUCAAAAAUCAGAUGUAAAAAUAACAAUGAAUGGAUUGCUGUACAUUGUUAGCCCUUUGUUACUUUGUUACCUUUAUCAUUACAUGUUGCGUCAUAGUCACACCAAAACCAAUGUAUCAGUUGUAAUGACAUAUUCAAUUGGUGACUUAUGAAUAACUUAUGCAAAUAUCAAUGUGUAUCUUAUCUUGUGUUCCCUUGAGGGGGGAGGGUAUAACAUACACAUUGACGCUGGCAUCAGUUACUUUGGAGAAGAGAGAUCUUUAUGUUGACGUUUGAUAUAGUUUCCUUGGCUUUGCUAUUCCAUGUGCACAAAUUGUGAGAGCAUGAGACUCUACCACUGCAUGCAGCUUCUAGAUAUAGCACUGUAUCAACUUUAUUUUGCACUGAUAUUGUAGGCAAUCACACAGGGUCAUGCUCUGUACCUCCUAGACAUCAGUCUUGUUCUUUGCUUUAUUCGCCUCAUUGUCCAACCCUAAAACCUGUCUCCCAUGAGAAUGGCACAAACCAAUACCCUGUUUGAUUGUUUGCAAUAACCUCGGCUAAGAUUGCAAGUUGUAAAUUUCUUCAUUUGGUGAUACAAGAUAUUUGACUGUGAUGUGUUAUGAGAAUGAUGUAAAAAUUAUAUUCUGUGAUAUUUUGAAUUUAAAUGGUAGUUUUUUCCAAAUUGAAGUAAUUGUAUAAAGUUAAAUGGCUUUGAUUGUAGAAGUGUAUUAUUCAAUUGCUUGAAUUGUGUCACAUAAUUGGUAACCACCAUAUCCAUUGGUCCAUAUAAGAAACCCCUUGUAUGUUCCCGCUGGUCCUUGUCCAGGUUUCAUGUGUAAUUGUAAACCGCCUUAUUUUUGCGUACAGUCUAAUAUGAUUGAACAGACCAAUUAACAAAGCAUUAAUCAAACACCAAAAUGAACAACAAGUAGAUUAUACAAGCUUUGGUUAUAUUUGCUACUUUUGAACCAAAUAUUACCCAAGAUUAUACUGUAAGAAUUGAUUAUCAAAAUGGGACAGAUUUAAACUUAACAUAUCCUAGAUAUUGAAUAGAUUGGAUCCAAAUGUUUAAUAAUCAUACCAGAUCUGUGUAAAUUUGAUAAAUCUACAAUGAUAAUUCAGUAGAGUGUGCACCUGUUUAGCAGAUGUUCAAACUUUACGAGUCUAAUAUUAUAAUUCAGUGUGCAGAGUGCUGUACAUCAUUGUCUGAGGGUGUGCCGCCUACUGUAUACAGGGAGUUCCCAAGUCUGGCACUCAAAUCAUAUUGAUUAUCAUCAUCCUGUGGAAACUGCAGCUGUGUCACAAAGGGUAUAGAUAAAUGGAAGACUCAACCACUGACAUUGACAAACUUGUCAAUAGAUUUAUUUGGAUGAUUGCCGUGCGGGACUAGAUAUGCCAGCUGUGCAUGACCAAUAUAAGUCAAGUACUCAAGCUAUUAUUGGUUUAACUGAUGUACAUGUAUGCUCGUUUGUCUGUUCGUUUCAAUCUUGUCAUGUGCUUCAUAUGGUAAUUUCAAUUAUUUGUGCAGGCAUGCUGGGUUAUGCAUACUUGAACAGUUGAUACAUUGAUUAUCCUGAAUUAACUUAUUCGUUUAAAUUGUCUAUAUCUAGGUUUAUUAUAGGUAUGGUAUGGAAGGUAUAAAAUUAUUAUACGUGAUCAGCUCUGGCAAAAGUUGAUAUCUGUCUUUGGCCUCAAAUGCCUAGGUUUGCCCUAGCUGGUCACGGUACGAAAAAUCAAAACUGAGUAAAACCAAAAUGAAUUUGUUAUUAGUUUCUUGAGACUCCUCCACGUACUACAGUACAGUCAUUGCAAUUCUUUCUGAUGUGACCAGUUCUUUCAAUGGUUGGUUUAACCCCAUGGCAUAUUUUGGGCUGUCGGUGCUAUGUCUCAGUAAUAGUAAUCUUAGGCUACUGUUGCCAUUCCCUGUCCUCAUGUCAUAGUACCUCUCUUUAUUGCUGAGAUAAAAGAGCUCAGUUCACGAGAGGCAGAUUGCUGGUUUUAUCAUGAGCAGUGAGAGCCUAUUUUCGUAGGCCUACUGACAGUCUGUUGUGUUGCAGUGACAUCUGGUGAUCCACUUACAGAUAGUGGCAGUACACAUCAGUCAUCGCACCAUAAAUAAAAACCAUUAUCCAUUCAAAAUCGAUUAAAUGUACAUCUGCUGCUGGAAUUUUUAAAUCUGGCUCCCGAACAUAACUUGGCUACAAAGAUGUUUUGUAUCUUUGAGUAUCAGUGCACCAGUGAGAGUCACAAAAAGCGGUCACCUCCAACUGUUGAUAUGGAAGACUUUACUAAAAUUCUUGAUGUUACGAUACUCCCCUACUUCUCAAGGAAGUUAGAAGUACAGUGGGAGUAUCUCAAGUUCAAACUUCCUUUUUUCCUGUGCCACACAAUGUACUUAAAACCACCUCUUCUUCAAUUUAUUGCAAAAAUCAGUGGUUGUAUAUAAAUUGCAUCCUCCUGAAGAAAGGACCAAAUUCUGUUUGUUAUUUCUUAAUGUAGAAAGUCCUAUUUAUAAUAUGUUACACAAAGCAUUAAGUGUAUAAAAGUGUUUAGUCUAUGCCAUUUGUGAAAAAUAAAGAAUGUUGACAGAUUUAUCAUAA